AUGGAGCUUGAGGGGCAGAAAUGCAUCAAGAACAGCGACUGUGACUCGGGCUUGCACUGCGAGACAUGCCUUGCAGACGGCAACGUCUUGCCAAAAUGCACCAGAACCCAACCCAUAAACCCCAUUUCUCAGGUCAAAACGCUGCCGUUUAAUAGGUAUUCAUGGUUGACAACCCACAAUUCGUUUGCGAGGUUAGGCGAAAAAUCGGCGACUGGCUCUUUAAUUGUUGCUCCUACUAAUCAGCAAGACUCCAUUACCGAUCAGCUUAAUAAUGGUGUUAGAGGGUUAAUGCUCGAUAUGUAUGACUUUCAGAAUGAUAUUUGGUUAUGUCACUCGUUCGGGGGCAACUGCUACAACUCUACAUCUUUUCAACCUGCCAUCAAUGUUCUCAAAGAAAUUCAAGCAUUUCUUCAAGCAAACCCAUCAGAGAUUGUGACCAUCAUCAUUGAAGACUACGUUACAUCACCAAAGGGCUUGACCAAGGUGUUUGAUGCUGCUGGCUUGAGAAAGUUCUGGUUCCCAGUGUCAAGAAUGCCCAAAAAUGGCGGAAAUUGGCCAACUGUUGCUGAUAUGAUCCAGAAAAAUCAGCGUCUGGUGGUUUUCACUUCGAAACGAGCAAAGGAGGCCAGUGAAGGGAUUGCCUACGAGUGGAACUACGUGGUAGAAAACCAAUAUGGAAAAGGUGGCAUGAUUGCCGGGUCGUGUCCAAAUCGCGCAGAAUCAUCUCCCAUGAACACAACAACAAAAUCAUUAGUCCUAGUAAAUUAUUUUCGAGAUGUUCCAGACUUAGUCGAAGCUUGUAAAGAUAAUUCAGACUCAUUGCUUCGCAUGGUCAAUACAUGUUCUGAUGCCGCUGGUAAAAGAUGGCCUAACUUCAUUGCAGUUGAUUUUUACAAGAGAAGUGAUGAUGGGGGAGCUCCUAGAGCAACAGACGUGGCAAAUGGUCAUUUAGUUUGCGGGUGUGGAACCAUCGCCAACUGCAAGGCCAAUAUGAGUUUUGGAGUAUGUUCAGAGCCUGAGGCUGAUGUUAUCCCUACAGCUGCACCAACAAACACCAACUUGGGUUAUUCAAAUUCAAAUAGGGGGCCAGUUCAAAUCCAGUGGUUGUUUGGGAGUCUUCUUGCGACCCUUCUCCUGUUGUUGUCUUCGUAG
Molecule: messenger RNA, 1152 nt
Organism: Prunus armeniaca (apricot)
Lineage: Eukaryota; Viridiplantae; Streptophyta; Magnoliopsida; Rosales; Rosaceae
Source: the annotation of a GenBank genome assembly